Lichtheimia ornata is the source of this 1164-nucleotide messenger RNA. RefSeq names its product phosphoserine transaminase. The transcript is spliced from 3 exons. Gene Ontology annotation, biological process: L-serine biosynthetic process. Gene Ontology annotation, cellular component: cytoplasm. Gene Ontology annotation, molecular function: O-phospho-L-serine:2-oxoglutarate transaminase activity; pyridoxal phosphate binding. The record is from RefSeq and is a predicted model, not a curated record. The coding region runs from base 1 to 1164 and encodes 387 amino acids. NCBI's taxonomy places the organism in Eukaryota, Fungi, Mucoromycota, Mucoromycetes, Mucorales, Lichtheimiaceae.
AUGGAUACUGUUUACAACUUUGGUGCUGGUCCAGCUAAGAUUCCCGAGGAGGUGCUUGCAAGAGCUCAAAAGGAGCUUCUCAACUACAACAACACCGGCAUGUCUGUAAUGGAGUUGUCGCAUCGUUCCAAGCCAUUUGCCGAGAUCCUUGAACGCACCAAGUCCAAUUUGCGCAAGCUGAUGGGUAUCCCUGACAAUUACGAGAUUCUGUUUAUGCAAGGUGGUGCCACGUCCCAGUUUUCGGCGUUGGUGUAUAACCUGUUGGCUGUCAAGCAGGCAGCAUUACGCGCAGAGGGCAAAUCAGUUGACAAUAUCACAGCCGAUUACUUUGUUACGGGUGCUUGGUCCAAUAAGGCUGUUCAAGAAGCUGAGCGAUUGGCGCCCCAUGUGGGACUCAAGCACGUGAAUCGCGUUGUUGAUGCAAAGAAGCAAACGGGCUAUUUUGGCAGCAUCCCUUCCGAGCAACACUUUUCUCCAGAUCCUAGCAACACUGCAUACGUUUAUUAUUGUGACAAUGAGACGAUCCAUGGUGUUGAGUUCCAGGAGCCACCCAAAGUACCAGAAGGUGUCCCAUUGGUAGCAGACAUGAGCAGCAACUUUUUGAGUCGACCCGUGGAUGUGUCAAAGUAUGGUGUCAUUUAUGGUGGUGCACAAAAGAACCUUGGUCCUGCAGGUGUUACUCUUGUCAUCAUUCGCAAGGAUCUCAUUCCAGCAAGUCUCAAUGAUCCUCCCGUGCGCCCUCUCAUGUUGGAUUAUCGCACAUUGGCUGAUAAUGACUCCCUCUACAACACACCACCCACCUUCGCUAUCUACAUGGUCAGCCUCACUCUCGAAUGGAUCCUUCAAAAUGGUGGUCUAGAAGGCAUGCAAAAGCGUAACAAGGCCAAAGCUGACAAGCUGUACGAAGCCAUUGACUCCUUGUCCCUCUUCAAGAGCCCCGUGGAUAAACAAUGCCGCAGCCGCAUGAAUGUCGUGUUUACCAUGAAUACUCCAGAGCUUGAAAAGGAAUUCUUAAAGGGUGCUGAAGAACGCAACAUGGUUCAGCUUAAAGGUCACCGUUCUACUGGUGGUAUUCGCUCGUCUAUCUACAAUGCUAUGCCCCAAGAGCACGUUGAAAAGCUGAUCGAGUACAUGAAACAAUUCCAACAAGAGCAUUCGAAUUAA